GAGCUGGUAGCCUACUAUAUUUAAACAGCUGUCUUAGAGCAGAGACAGGAUUCAAGGCUUGUAGUUUGGCCGUUUUUCCUGACUGUACAGGCAUUUUCAUAAAGAUCUUGUUUCUUCUCGUCAGAUCUGCUGCUAAAAAGUUAAAUAGCUCUGUAUAGAGUUGAAGUGAACGUUGGUGUCCUGUGUGCUUUCCAGGAGCCUCUGCAAGAACAGGGAUUCAUCUGCUACAGUGGAUUAGCUGUGUGGGCUAUUGAGGAAAAGUGAACAUUUGGCCUGAAAAUUCGACUGCCUUGAUGCUCUGAGCACAGCUUUGCCCACUGCAAGUCACACACCUAGCCUACAGGUUGGGAACAGCUCUAACCAGGUAGACUCCAGGACCUAAAUGCUUUCAGACAGGAAGAUGUAUUCAGUAUUGAACAAACACCAAAACAGGAGUGGAUUUAAGCCACUUCCUGUAGUGAUUAUAGGGAAUGGACCUUCAGGAAUCUGUCUGUCCUAUCUGCUGUCAGGCUAUGUCCCUUACUUCAAAAGAGAUUCUCUUCAUCCUCAUUCCAUUCUGCAGAGGAAACUGGAAGAGGCACCAGAUAUCUCCAUUUUGGACCAGGAUUUGGAGUAUCUAUCUGAAGGCUUGGAGGGACGAUCCCACAGCCCAGUGGCUCUUCUGUUUGAUACUCUUCUUCGUCCAGACACAGACUUUGGUGGAACAGCAGAAUCUGUCCUCACUUGGUGGCAUGAGACUAACAGAGCCAUCCCGCACUUGGUCCUUGGCAGAAACCCUCCCGGAGGUGCCUGGCAUUCUAUUGAAGGGUCUAUGAUUACCCUGAGCAGAGGGGAAUGGAUGGGACUCCCAGAUCUCCAGUUCAAAGAGUGGCUGAGGCAAAAGAGAAGAGGCCUUAGAAACAAUAGAGCCACAGCAGAAGACAUUGCUCAAUAUUACCAACAUUACGUGAUGAAGAAAGGGCUGCAGAAGAACUUUAGAUGUGGGACUGUUGUGACCUCUGUGAGGAAAGUGAAUGCACAGAGCAUCUCCAACCAUGCACAGAAAGAUCUGCAGGAGAAAAGUGGCUCGCUCUGGAACUUCACUGAGGAAAGUAUGGAGGUCUUUAAGGUAGAUGGAUUUUUCAGAACUGUGAAAGGUGAUCAGGAACCCUUCUCCAUCGAAGCAGAGAAUGUGGUCUUAGCUACAGGAACAUAUGAUAGUCCCACUUGGCUUGGGGUCAAGGGAGAGAAUCUUUCUUAUGUCCAUCACCAGCUCUCUGCCCUAGAGGAAGCAGUGAAGGACAACAGCAUUGGCAUCAUGUCAGAUCCAGUCUUGAUUGUGGGUGCUGGUCUGACAGCUGCUGAUGCGAUUCUUUUUGCUCACCACUGCAGCAUUCCAGUAAUCCAUGUUUUUCGGAGAACAGUCAAUGAUCCAGCUCUUAUCUUUAACCAGCUCCCAAAAGUGAUGUACCCUGAAUACCACAAAGUCCAUCAGAUGAUGAAAGAACAGUCAGCUGCUUGUUCUGGGCUCUAUGAGUGUUAUGUUAGCCUUCCUGAACAUCAUGUGCUAUCCUUUGGCAAGGACAAGAAAUGUAUCCUUCAAGACAAGAAUGGCUACCAGAAGAUUUAUAAAGUUUCCAUGGCUCUUGUUCUCACUGGUUCAAACCCCAACCUUUCCUUUCUGCCAAAUAAUGGCAUUGACUUGGCAAUGGACUGCAAUCAACCAGUCAAUCCCAAGAGGAAUCCCAUAGAUGUUGACCCAUUCACCUAUGAAUGCACUCAGGAGAAAGGGCUUUAUGCUCUAGGACCCUUAGCUGGGGACAACUUUGUACGCUUUGUGCAGGGAGGGGCUCUGGCCGUUGCCAGCUCUCUGUUAAAGAAAGCAAAUAAAAAUCCACCCUAAUGAAAAAAGCCCCUCCACGCUUACAGUGUCUAAGUGGGUAACUGCUGUUUUAUUAAAGAAGCAAGUCUCUGAUAUGUACACCCUCAAAUGUGAAGCCCCCACUCCUGGUAUUCACCAAAGGUUAUGCAGAAAGUUACUAAGUUCUUGCUGAGUUAUUUGGGAAGAUUAAGUCACCACACGCACAGAACAGGCUUCACACAUGGUGAUACCGUGAACUCUAGGGGAUUCAACUCUUCCUGCAUGGCUGUGCAUGAAGGCAGCAGGGGCCUUGAAUCCUGUGCUGCAAAAGUGGGGAGCAAGACAGUGAUUGCUCUUCUAUGUAACACCUUCCAGGCUACUAAAAGUAGAAUUGGGGAACAAGCGUUGUUAAUUACUUCCAGACAGCAAGCUGGCAACCCUGUGCCUGUCAGUGUCUUAUAUUGUCCAGUGUUUUUGGAUGAAACAAAGUAAGCCAGUGUAGUUGUAUUUGCUCCUGUGGCUCAGCUGUAUGUUCUUAUUAGACAAGAAUUCACUGAAAGAUGCUGCAGGUAAAUUUUUGGCACAUGAAGUGGUACUCCGUGAAUAAAAACUGGCAUUGAAGCACAUUCUAAGCUGUAUUUUCUUACUGAUGACAUCAGCAACAUGUUAUAUGUAGGGUUUUUUUCAAGAGAUACAUGUGAUGGUUUGUUUUCUCCUUCUGAAGAGUCUUCAGAGUGAUGGUAUUGACUUACAAACAUCCAGUGUGCUAUCUUACAGCAAUUUGUUUUCUGACUCCUAAAACUGUGGUGGCUACAUUCUCAGCAGCUGCUCUAAAGACAGCAGAAUUAAAGGGAGCGACUGGCUUGUCUUGAAAUUCUGCCCGUGUAUUGUGUGGGACUUCUGCUGCGUGGAGUAUUGCAGGAAAAAGCAGUAUGUUGCAUAUUGUAGUAUGGAUCUCUAAUCUAGCAUGAUUUUUCAAGAAUGCUGUUUAUGAAUUCAAGAUUUUUAUUGACAAAGCACUUUGUUAGGGGCUUUCAAUCAACUUGUGUUUUGAAUGAGCUGGGGUGGGUGGGAAUCGUGCCUCAUGGUGCAAACCUCACUCUCAACCGACCUAUGGGACCUUACAUACCUCUCACAGGAAAAUAUAAGAAUCAUCGUUAAUGGUUUUCAGUAUAAAGACAGACUCUGCUCCCUUUGGUGCCCUGAAACUCACUGGCAUGACAGGAUGCUACAAACGUCUCUGGAAAGCUGUGCGUGUGGAGACAGUGGCUGUUUGCAUAUGACCCUUACAAGUUGUGCAGGGAGACAUACUUGUCUGCAGUGCUGUUGUAGCUCACUAAAGUAUUUUCAUCAGUGACUGUACUUGUAUGAAAUAUUUUUCAAUAAAGUGAUUUCAGACUUA
Messenger RNA from Dromaius novaehollandiae (emu), 3242 nucleotides. It is a transcript of the gene OSGIN1, whose product is annotated as oxidative stress induced growth inhibitor 1. Gene Ontology annotation, molecular function: growth factor activity; oxidoreductase activity. The transcript has 8 exons. The record is from RefSeq and is a predicted model, not a curated record. Bases 383 to 1882 code for a protein of 499 amino acids. NCBI's taxonomy places the organism in Eukaryota, Metazoa, Chordata, Aves, Casuariiformes, Dromaiidae. Gene Ontology annotation, biological process: negative regulation of cell growth.